GAGCCGCUGGAGCUGAUGGCGGCUGGCGGAGGGAGAGGAGGGAGAAAGAGAGAAAGAGAGAGAGGAGAACCGAGAGGAGAGAGAGAGGAGGCCGAGCACCGAGCACUGAACACCGACCCCUGCUCCCUCACCAGGCCGACCACCGAGCACCGCAGCCCGGCACACAGACGCGCAACACCCCGGUGCAGCGGACCUCGUAUCGGCCGUCAUCCCAUCUCGCUCAGAAACUACAGCUGCAGUUCUUGUAGUAUUUAGUUGCAGUAGUCAGCACUUCUACCUGUGAAACAUCAGAGGGGUUUUAGUCAGAGAGGUGACCUCUAAAGUGGAUUACAGCAGCUUUAAAGUCUUUUAAUUUAAGCAUUUUGAUGCUAAUGAGCCUGGAAAGACUAGCUUAGCUUGUUAGCUUGCAGGGGGUUCUACAUCCCUUCAUGUUUGUUGUCUGAAAUCUGACAAAACUGGCAGGGUAGCAGCUCCUUCACUGUGAAAAUCUCUUAAAAAAAAAAAGCUCUUAAAAAUGUAGAUUAUCUUAAUUAUUAAGCUACUUGCAGUUAUCAGAUAACAGCUAGUGCAGCAGUUCCAAACCAAACAUUCAGAAAACAAAUUCAGAUUUUGAAAGGAAAAUGUAGUUGGGACUUGGACCACAGUGAAGUGUUUGGCAAGCUAACGGCUUGUUAGCGGCUAGUGGUGAGCGGGCAGCGGUGGCGCGGGGCUAGCUCCGGGCAGAGCGGGGGUGCGAUGGAGUACCACUCUAGUGGCAGCCUGCCCCUGCUGGGGAGACCGCGGUACUGCCCCGGAGCUAACGCUAACGGAGGCUACCUGUGUGAGACGGGACACUGCUGCGGGGAGACCGGAUGCUGCACCUACUACUACGAACUCUGGUGGUUCUGGCUGCUGUGGACGGUCCUCAUCCUGUUCAGCUGCUGCUGUGCGUAUCGACACCGAAGAGCCAAGCAGAGAGUCCAGCAGCAGCAGAGACAGCGAGAGAUCAGCCUGCUGGCGUAUCAUGGAGCUAACUCAUACCCAUCCUCCAUGCUGGACCUCAGUUUCUUGGCGUCUCUGAAGCUGCCGUCCUACGAGGAGGUUGCAGCUCAACCCUCCACUCCUCCCCCUCCAUACAGCUCGGUGUUCACCACCCCUCGUUACCCUCAACCCCCCAGAACCAGCGACCCCCAUCUGCUCACACAACACGACCCACUCCUUCAUCGCCCGCUCAGCGACGGACCCUCCUCCCUCAGCUCAGACAACAGCUCCAGUUGUUCCUGCGACUCCUGCUGCCCGUCCUCUCCAUGUAGCUCCUCUUUAUCGGCGGCCGUCACGUAUGAAACCGACACCAGUCACGCCACGACGCCCAGCGAAGCCCCGCCCCUAACGCUCGACGUCACCACGGAGACCAUCACAGCCGCAGCAUCUCGUUUGGAGAUCAACGAGACACGAAGUCUGGUUUCUGAGAGGAUGUCGGGCUCAGUGGCCGUUGAGAUCGGAGACGAAGACGCUUCCGGAGAACGGGAAACUGUUGUUGACUCAUCGGUUCCCAACCAGGAUGUUACGGUGGCGGUUGUUACGGUGGCGGCCUCCCCUCUGACCUCCCCCUGCUUAGAGGUGGUUCUUCCUGUUGGAGCUACAUCUCCCAUCAUGCAACAGCUUGACCUAGCACCAUGUACCCCGACACUCAGCACCAGUAGUACUUUCCCUAGUCCAAGUGAAGUCCAAAUAAUAAGCAUUGAUGGUCCAACUGAUGAAAAUAUCCUUACCCCCAAAACCACCUCAUUGUCGGGCCCUUCUACCCCAACAGCUAGCACUUCUGACCACAACCCUGAUCCAACAAGAACUUUUGAUACAGCCAACGUUCCAAGUAGCCCGACCUCAGCACCAGGAUCAGAUGUUGGAAUGACUUUGGCCUUGAUAAGUGAAGCGUCUAAUCUCCCAAGCCAGGACCCAAAUCCUAGCCUUGUGCCAAUCCCAGCACCUUCAAACCUUCCCCAAGCCAGAGUACCUUCAACCCAAACCCAAGCUCCAGAACCUGUUCCCACAAACCUAAGCCCCUUUACAGAACCAUUACCCAUAAGCCUUCCCCAAAGUCCAGACCCUUCACCUUCAAACCUUAACCUAGUUUCAAACCUACAACCUAAAACCACCAUAGUCCACGACUGUGAAUCUAACCCUAUCCUAAAACCAGUACCUGCAAACCUUACGCUUGCGAACCACACCCCGGAUCUAACAAGAACUUUUGAUACAGCCAACGUUCCCAGUAGCCCAACCUCAGUACCAGCAUCAGAUGUUGAAAUGACUUUGGCCUUGAUAAAAGACGCAACUAAAUCUCCAAAUCCAGACCUAAAUCCUAGCCUUGUGCCAAUCCCAGCGACUUCAAACCUCACCCAGGCUCCAGAACCAGUACCCACAAACCUAAACGCCUUUCCAGACCCAAUGCCCACAAGCCUUCCCAAAACUCCAGACUCUUUGCCUUUAAUCCAUACCGCAAAUCCAAAUCUACGACCUAAAAUCAACAUAGCUCCAGACUGUGAAUCCAACCCUAUUCUAAAACCAGUACCCCAAAACCUUCUCCUUCCUACAGAAGCACCUAAAUUAGCACAUUUCCAGAUACAAGAACCGUCACCUGGGUCACCUGGGUCACCUGGGUCACCUGGGUCCGGUCUAGCCUCGGUUCCUCCCAACCCAACCUCAGACAAGAACCCAAACCACGGUUCUGUUGCUAUUCUUGUUUCUUGUCAAGAUCCAGCCCCAGAAUCCGCCGAUGUAACGGCUCAAUCGACAGAACAAGACCUUAUCAGUCCGUUGCCAUCAAAUAUCCAGGCUGGAUUUAGUUCUGGAUCUUGUACAAGUUUUGGUUCUAGAACAAGUCCAAUAUCGGUUCCUGCUCCAGUGUUUACGUUGACAACACCUGCAUCCUCCCCUUCCUCUUGCCCAGCAAUAACUAUAGAAUCCUCUUGUACACCUGUAGCCCUCUCCCCAUCCUCACCCCUUUCCUUGUCUUCAACGUUUCUCCCGGGCCCAGCUUUACUCCUGGACCCCGUCACUGCAAUGCACCAGUCCAACAAAAGUGGAUCUUCUUCUGGCCACGCCUCCUCUCUUUCCCCCUCGCCUCGUGCUACCCAGUCGCCGCCGAAACAGACCUUAUUUUCCCCCUGUGUGGAUAUCUUUGAACCGGGACCUCCAAACUGGGAGGACGGGGAGGACGACCAGGAAACCGAGGACAAUGACGAUGAGGAGGAUGAGGACAUGGGAGCGGAUGAAAGCCAGUAUAGACACCGGCGACUUACCGGCGACUCUGGCAUCGAGGUGUGUAGGUGUCGGGUGGAGGAUGAGGAUGAGGAAGAGGAGGAAACGAAGGAGGAUGGGAUUCGAGAAGGAGGAGGAAAUGGUGAUCUUCAUGACAGUGUGGACUGCCCGGCUCGAGGUCAGAUCACCACAGGGGAAGGACUUGUACUGUGCACCUCCACCUCCACCGAUACUCCAAUAUCUGAGGAAGGCGCCUCCGAAGUCGUCAUUGUCGUGGAGUCCGUGUGAUUGACAGGACGUGGGCGGAACAAACCAUUCAUCAUCCAGGCAAGGGUUGAAGUUAAUGAUGGCCUUCACCCCUUAGAACUGUUAUUUGAGAUUGUCCUGAUAGAUGAUUGUGAUUGCGGUUACGUCAUAUCGACUGAUGUUUAUUCGGCAAUUGUUUGUCAGAUCAGCAAAAGGUGUUGGACUUUAGGAGGAGAUUCAACAGGAUGCUCACGAGGAAAGGUUUUAGUCCGAUGUGGUUUGGAGGUUUCUGCAUGGAGAGGCAUUUUCUUAAAUUGCAUCCAGGGUUGAUCAAAUUUUACAAAUACUGCACUACAGCAUUCAUGACAUACUGGGCUCGAGGUUCGGCCACAAUCUAAGUCGUAUUUACAAAUGAAAGAUAGCAAUUCUUCUGAAAUUCAAAAUGACCCUAGGUGCAAUUUUAUUGGAGAUAACCCAAUCUGUCCACCCAUAGUAUUUUACCCUAACAACCAUUUCUAAUAUUAUACUUGCGUGGUCCGAUGACGCUUGCUAGAUGUAAACAUCGUUCCCCUUAUCGACGUCUGUCCAAAUGAAACACGUUCCCCAGAAAUGACGUUUUCUUUCUUGCGUUUGUCACCAAUGAUAAAAACUUUAAAUAGUUUAGCAGUAGACACCUGGCUUGUCUGGGGCGAUGACGUCUGGUUUUGAAACAAGUCAAACUCUCCGCUUUGGACACGCAAACCGACUAAUGUGGGAGGAUGAUUCACUCUGACUGACAGAGGGACGACUGAUUCAUCAGAAAGCUUACUUUUGAUGUACAAGUCAGUCAAGGGAAGGGAAAUUAGGGAAACAGUUUCUCAGAUUUGAUGUUUUCAUGACAACUUGAUCCUGUAUGGAAGAUUUCUGGGUUGUUUCCUGUGCGUCAGUGGACAAAAGCUUUUUGCAUAAAUAGGAACAAACAAUAGACACUUUUAGACCGAAACAAAGCCCCAAACAAAAGGGAUGUGAACACGUCAUCGCUAUCGUCUUUGUCUCUGAAUUUGAGGACGGAUACAACAAAACGUUGUAGAAACCAAACAAUCUAGAGUCUUAUCUCUAAAAUAUUCCUUUUCCGCAUCCCUCCAUUCGUAGCCAUCUUCCUUUUUAUCAUUCAGAACCCUCUAUUAAAUUGUAUUCUGAUGGAUAAAUCAACAAAGUCAAGCUAUUUUAGGACCCACAAUGACGGUGAUCUGAAUCGCGUUAAAGAAUUGGAGAAUAUGUAAUUUAUUUUAAGGACUUAUGGACGUGUGGAUAUCGAUAUUUUGUGACAGAAAGACAUAGAGGUAGAGUAUAUUUUGUCAAUGAUAGAAAAAACAUUUUUGUUGUACAUGCUGGUGUAUGUCCAAUUAGCGAAGAGCAAUAUUUUUCAUCAGCAAGAGUCUGUAUGUAAAUGACGCCCCCUUAAAAAGAAAUGGAAAAAAUCAAGGUAUUGACAAGUUUUGGUAAAAACUUACCCCAGAUAUAAGUGGACUUUAAUUUUAAAUAUAACUCACUGGUUCCAAUGAAUAUCUCCCCAAAUCGCGCUGGAAGAACUAAAAAUGCAUCUAGAAAUCAAAGUUUUCAACAACAUGUGAGACUUUCACCCAACAGCAGUGCAAUGAUUGUAAGUCAUUUCCAACACACUUUACGGAGGUAUGCCAACACACAUUUGUUAAGCUCUAGAAGUCAAAAUGAAUGUGAUGAUAAUACACCGACAGUUGGUUGUACAUUUCGGUUAAAAAGUUCAUAUAAAUGUACAACAAAAAAGGCGGGAAAACAAGGUGAGGAAAAGGCGGUCAAAAGUUUCCCGAAAUACACUGCAUUGUUGUAGAAGGAAAUCCUUAGUUAGUAAAUUAGUUGGACUGGUCACUUUUCCUUACAUCUGCUCCCACAAAGUGCAUUUUGUACAGCCGUUAAUGUAAGCUGUUUCAGUAAAUUCACCGAAUGUGUGUUGGUCCAAACCAGACGUCAGAUUGUGUUGGAAGAGUCACCAGAGAGUAAAGUCUGACCUUUUAGCUAAUGAGAGACUGAGUGUACUGAAACCUGUGUUCAAAGAAACAGGAAAAUCAUAUUGGAGGUGGUCACCUUGUCACAAAUAUCAUUAACUCAACCUUCUCCGAUGUAAACAAAGUCUGACCCACAAACCCUGUUUCCAUGCUGCAUCACAACCGGACUUCACUACCCAUUUCUUGCAAAAGGACGAUGGGUUUACCUUUGCAGACAAUGCUAUGUUGGACCUCCUUACGACAAAAGCAAUGUCCUGCCAUGGAAAAGGACUCGAGUGGACUUCAAAUGGCAGCAACAGAGCGCACAGUUUCUACGUCUAAAUCUGGGUGUUUUGGUAGUCAGAUUGGAAACCAACGUGCACAAGAUUGGAUUCACACGUGGAUGGAUUCAUUAAUCCAAUAUUUUGUUUUUUAAACCUAUUGCGGAGCUGAAUUCACAGAAAUAUGGUUUUGAGCAAACGUGGAUGUCAAAGAGAGCUCAAGCAGAUUCCUACGAUGGCGGAUCGGAGUCGAAAACGACACCUUCGAUUGAGUCUAGGCCGACUAAUCGCCUGUUGACCGUAAGAGUUCGUAGAGGCUUAAAGGACCUUUUCUCAAGGGUCAUACCUAGCCGUUGAUGUUGUGGUUGAUGGUGUUUUUUGUUUACCUGAACUAAUAAGGUUAUAUAUCUCCAUGGUUAAAAGAGUGCCAUUUCUACUUGACCACUGUUACUACUUAGCGUUAGAUGGAGCGGCUCUCGCUCUGCGUGGGUGUGGACUUUCGACCUGAGUGACUGGGAAAAUGUUCGGUCCAAAAUCUGUCUCUUGUAGCUCGAGUUCCCAAAGGCUCUGCAGCUCUGAAAUCAGCCUUGUGAAAAAAGGGAAAUUUCCGCCAAAUAAUGUGGGAUUUUACCCAAAUCUCCUUACAGAUAAAAGCUUGGGAAAUUACCUUGAAAACGAGGCUGAUGUUUGGGCGUUUAAAGCAUUUGGAAAACUCCUAUUUAUCCUUUUUGUUGAGUCAAGCCGGGGCAAGUUUUUCAUCAAAUGUUGGUGGACAAAAAAUCUCUGCCACUGACUGGAUUCACAUUGACAAGAUGAGACUCCUGUGUGUUUGGUCAAUCAUUCAGUGCAUUUCAUUCAAGAUUGGUAAAGUCCCCAAAUGACCCAAAAAAGUAAAAGGUUUAAGACUUAUUUGGGGAAUUUUUACCGCAAUCUCUUACGGUAGCUUUGGAAAACUAACUAGCUUUUCUUUUUACAUAAAUCAUCAUUUGGGAACGUUUUUAACCUUGAACUGAUGCUUAAAAACACAACUGGUCCUGAUGUAAUGUGAACCCAGUCACACAAACCUGGCCUCAUUAAAUGUCUUUAAACAACUUCCACUUGUUCCACGAGGAUAUUGGAUUUAGCUUCACCUGUGGUGUUUGACAAAUUAUUUAAUUUACUAAAAGCGUCCGUAUGUUCCUCCGUCUAAAUAAUGUUUUUAUCUCGUUUUUUCUUGUCUGCUGUCCUUCCUGUUUGCAUGAGGUUUCCGUCGGAGGAGUGGAAGGAAGCAGAGGAGAGACUGGUCUUUAAAAUCCCUUAAUAUUACGAUGAUAACGAUGCUAAUUAUUAGAAAUACUAAAUUAUUAGUGAGUGUGUAUGUGUGGAUGUAUGUGUGUGACCUAACUAAACCAGCCUGUUCUAAAAGUGUGUGAAGAUAUACUGAAUAAAAACUGUCAAAUCUACUAAAA
Trematomus bernacchii (emerald rockcod) is the source of this 7215-nucleotide messenger RNA. Its product is annotated as cell surface glycoprotein 1-like. The coding region runs from base 736 to 3525 and encodes 929 amino acids. The transcript has 5 exons. The record is from RefSeq and is a predicted model, not a curated record. Lineage: Eukaryota; Metazoa; Chordata; Actinopteri; Perciformes; Nototheniidae.